Molecule: messenger RNA, 1105 nt
Organism: Talaromyces stipitatus ATCC 10500
Lineage: Eukaryota; Fungi; Ascomycota; Eurotiomycetes; Eurotiales; Trichocomaceae
Product: elongation of fatty acids protein, putative
Exons: 2
Coding region: 1-969 (322 amino acids)
Biological process (GO): sphingolipid biosynthetic process; fatty acid elongation, saturated fatty acid; fatty acid elongation, polyunsaturated fatty acid
Cellular component (GO): endoplasmic reticulum membrane
Molecular function (GO): fatty acid elongase activity
Source: RefSeq, a predicted model, not a curated record
AUGGAAUCCAUAACUAUCGCGAGACCAUUUACAGGCAUAUAUCUAUGGCCGCACUUCAGCAAAGCAUUUGAGUUCAUCGCUGGCUACCCUGCUGACAACUUUGAGUUCGUUGUGGGCCAGACCCCAUUGUCCACGUUCAAGGAAACCUUCCUUUUCGUGGUAUUCUACUACGUGAUCAUCUUUGGUGGCCGCGAACUCAUGCGAGACCGAACGCCUUUCCAGCUCUCGUCCUUGUUUUUGGCGCACAAUUUCUGUUUAGCGGCCAUCAGCGGUGUUCUGCUCGCUCUUUACAUAGAGGCUAUUGUUCCUACGCUAAUCCGCAAAGGCGUGUUAUUCGCUAUAUGCGAUAUUGAUGGCGGAUGGACGCAGCAUUUGGUUGUCUUGUACUAUUUGACUUUAUUAACCAAAUACCUCGAAUUUCUCGACACUGUAUUCCUCAUCCUCAAGAAAAGACCCUUGACAUUCCUGCACUGCUACCACCACGGCGCAACCGCGGUCCUCUGUUACACGCAAUUAAUCGGCCACACCGCCGUGUCAUGGGUCGUUAUCACCCUUAACCUUGUUGUCCACAUCGUCAUGUACUGGUACUACUUCCAGAGCACGCGCAGUAUCCGUGUUUGGUGGAAAGAAUGGGUCACUCGGCUUCAAGUGAUACAGUUCAUGAUCGACCUUGGAUUCGUCUAUUUUGCGUCCUAUACAUAUUUCGCCUCGACAUAUUUUCCCUGGAUGCCCCAUAUGGGUUCGUGUGCGGGCGAGGAGUUCGCGGCUUUGAUUGGCAUUGGCGUUCUGACUUCGUAUCUGGUGCUGUUUAUUGGAUUCUACUUUGCGACGUAUAGAAAAGGUGUGAGGCCGCGUAGUUCGCGCGGAACUCUUCGUCGCAUGUCUCAAGCUGAAGCUAUUACCUCUAGCGGUGUCGAAGCUACUAAGCUUGCAAAGGGCAAUCUCUCGAUGAGAGCUCGGGAGAUGUAAGUGCAAAGUGAUGGUUGUCCCGUUUCAAUAUAGGGAGAUGAUUUGAAAUUUUGGGACUGGCAUGAUAGGCUGCACGCAUAACCCCACUUUCUCGUAUGGAAGUAUGUAUAUACUAGACGCAUCCUUGCCGCUGUUU